This is a messenger RNA of Cannabis sativa, 1366 nucleotides long. Its product is annotated as pre-mRNA-splicing factor 38. The transcript has 6 exons. Gene Ontology annotation, cellular component: precatalytic spliceosome. The record is from RefSeq and is a predicted model, not a curated record. Lineage: Eukaryota; Viridiplantae; Streptophyta; Magnoliopsida; Rosales; Cannabaceae. The coding region runs from base 75 to 1247 and encodes 390 amino acids.
AAAGGAAGAAUGGGCGUGUCUCUGGUCCCUCUACCCUCUUCGGGUUAGGGUUCUCUUCUUCUCUCUCUGUAAACAUGGCGAACCGUACGGACCCAGCUGCGAAGAGCAUACGAGGUACGAACCCUCAGAAUCUGGUGGAGAAGAUUGUGCGUUCAAAGAUUUACCAGAACACUUACUGGAAAGAGCAGUGUUUUGGCUUGACAGCCGAGACCUUGGUCGAUAAGGCUAUGGAGCUCGACCACAUCGGAGGAACCUUCGGUGGAAAUCGCAAACCAACUCCUUUCAUGUGUCUCAUAAUGAAGAUGCUUCAGAUCCAACCGGAGAAGGAGAUUGUCAUCGAGUUCAUCAAGAACGACGAUUACAAAUAUGUACGAGUUCUUGGUGCUUUUUAUUUGCGUCUUACUGGAACUGAUACGGAUGUGUAUCAAUAUCUUGAGCCUCUUUACAAUGAUUAUAGGAAAGUCAGGCAAAAAUCACCUGAUGGAAGGUUUUCAUUGACACAUGUGGAUGAGGUUAUUGAUGAGCUUCUUACAAAGGACUAUUCUUGUGACAUUGCUAUGCCGCGUAUUAAAAAGAGAUGGACUCUUGAGUCACUUGGCUCGUUGGAACCUAGAAAAAGUGCUUUGGAGGAAGAUUUUGAAGAGGAGGAAGAGAAAGAGGACAACGAACAACUCGAUGAUGAUGAUGAUGAACUUGAAGAUGAGGGACAUGAGAAGGAUUAUUAUCGUGGCCGGAGUCCCGUACGAGACAGAGACAGGGAUAGAAGACAUGAUAGUCACAGAUAUAGGGAUCGAGAUUAUGACAGAGACUAUGAUAGGGAGCGCGGACGUGGGAGAGACCGGGACAGAGAUAGGGACCGAGACAGAGACAGGGAUCGAGACAGAGACCGUUAUCAUCUCAGAGAUGAGAAGGAUUACGGUCGUGAUAGAGAUCGAGAUAGGGAUUGGGAAGGUAGAGAGCGGGAAAGACGAGACAGGGACCGUGGUGGUCGUCGUCGCAGCCAUUCAAGGAGCCGAAGCAGGAGUAGGGAUCGCAAGGAUCGUACUCGCAAGAGACAUGCUCGCAGCAGCAUUAGUCCUAGAAGACGGGAUGGAACCGAGGCUACUAACGGCACCGGGGAAGAGCCAAAGAAGAAGAAAGAGAAGAAGGAGAAGAAGCCUAAAGAUGAUGGAACAGAUCAUCCAGAUCCUGAGAUUGCAGAAGCCAAUAGACUCAGAGCUUCACUUGGUUUGAAGCCUUUGAAAUAGUUAGUAAAAACGCUAGAGUGCUACUACUUGAAAACUUGUUUCUUCAUUUCAACUCUGUAUAUCUCAAUUUGGAAAUUUCAAAGCCUAAUUCACAUGCUUAUAUAUAAUUGUUUCUAUAA